Messenger RNA from Sus scrofa (pig), 6934 nucleotides. It is a transcript of the gene TRIOBP, whose product is annotated as TRIO and F-actin binding protein. Gene Ontology annotation, cellular component: actin cytoskeleton. The record is from RefSeq and is a predicted model, not a curated record. NCBI's taxonomy places the organism in Eukaryota, Metazoa, Chordata, Mammalia, Artiodactyla, Suidae. Gene Ontology annotation, biological process: positive regulation of substrate adhesion-dependent cell spreading. Gene Ontology annotation, molecular function: actin filament binding.
CCUUGCCACCUCCCCAGGUCUGAUGGUGAAGGAGCCAGGAAUCUUCUCCCUGGUGGCCCCAGGGGAGAACGUGAAAUUCCCUCGCUCUCCGCUGAGAUUGGCAGCUAAGGCCGGAUCCCCUGGGACGCUUUGGAGGAAGCUGCACAGGCCCCACCAUCGGAUCCCAGGAGCUGCCCCGGCCGGCCGAUAUGGAGGGGGUGGCUGGGAAUGCCCCCUCUGAACGCUUUGAGGCUAAUAUGCUUGCCCAGAGCUGCUGUCAAAACUGCUUCCACCCUGAGGAGGCCCACAGAGCAAGACACCAGGAACCUGGGAGCCCUCCAAGCACUGAGGCGCCCUACUGCGACCUGCCCCGCUGCCACCUGCCUGCCCCUGAGGAUCCACUCCGUGCCUCAACCCACGGCUGCCUGUCCGAGAGGGGCCCAUCAGCAGGGCUCCCUGCUGAGGGCCUCACAGCUGCCCCCAGGAGCCGGGAACCCGAGGCAGUACCCUACCUGGAGGGCCUGGCCGCCUCCCCGUGUAGCAGCUUCAACGAGAACCUUGACUCUGGUGCCAGCUCCAGCCCUGACGGUGACGCCCCUGAUGAUACCAGCAACUCGUCCUCCGUGGACUGGGACACUGUUGAGAGGCAGGAGGAGGCCCCCAGUGGGGACAAGUUCGCUGUGAUGAUCCCACGGAAGCCCCAGGAGGGGCCAAGAGCAGAUGGUGCUCGAAGGGCUCCUCCUCUCGUCACCCGGUCCCCUGUGGGAGGAGACACUGCAGGCCAGAGAAAGGAGGGCACCGGCGGUGGCGGGGGCCGAAGCGCUGGCCAGCACUGGGCGAAGCUCCGGGGAGAGAGUGGGUACUUCUCCUUGGAGCGGCACCGGCCAGCGGGGACCCAGGCCUCUCCCUCGGCACAGAGCGGACCUCGAAGUGCCACUCCCCAGGCUUCCCCUCUCCAUCACUCUGCCCAAAGGGAUGUGGCCCAGACCGCUUCCACACAGCUCCAUAUCCCCCGAGCCUCCUCGCCCCCGGGAAUCGCCCCACGGGAUAACCUCAGAGCCUCGUCCACACAGCAGAACACCCUCAGAGCGUCCUCUCCCUCGAGAAUCACCCCAAGGGACAGCUCCAGGACCUCGUCCACCCCGCAGGACACCCCGAGAGCAUCCUCUCCCUCGAGAAUCACCCCAAGGGAUGCCCCCAGGACCUCGUCCACCCCACAGGACACCCCCAGGACCUCACCCGCGCUGCGAAACACCCCCAGAGUGUCCUCUCCCUCAAGAGUCGCCCAAAGGGACACCCCCAGGACCUCGUCUACGCAGCAGAUCACCCCCAGAUCAUCCUCUCCUUCAAGAGUCACCCAACGGGACACCUCCAGGACCAUGUCCACGCAGCAGAUCACCCCCAGAGCAUCCUCUCCUUCAAGAGUCACCCAAAGGGACACCGCCAGGACCUCAUCGACCCCACAGGACACCCCCAGAUCAUCCUCCCCCUCAAGAAUCACCCAACGGGACACCUCCAGGACCACGUCCACGCAACGAAAUCAUCCUCAAGUUUCUUCUCCCCCCAGAGCCACCCAACACGACAAUUCCAGAACCUCCUCUACCCCCCAGGACAACCCUCGAACCCCUCUUCCUACGUGUGCUCCCCAGCGGGGCCGCCCCAGAACUUCUUGCAUUCAGCAGGACACCCUCAGAACCUCUUGUACCCAACGGGACAACCCCAAAUCCUCUUCCUCGCGGCGGGAAAAUCCUGGAAGCUCCUCCUCUCAGGGCUGCACCCAACAGGACCACCCCGGGCCUUCCUCUCCCCAUCGCUCUGCUCAGCGGAACAAUCCCAGGAGCUCCUCUCCUCAUCGAACCAACAAAGACAUUCCCUGGGCCUCUUUUCGCCUCCGGCCAACCCAGAGUGAUGGCCCCCGAACCUCGUCGCCAUCCCGCUCCAAGCAAAGCGAGGUUCCCUGGGCAUCCAUUGCCCUCCGGCCAACCCAAGGUGACAGAUCUCAGACCUCGUCUCCCAUCAGACCAGCUCAGCGAGACCCGCCCCAGCCCUCCUCCAGCCCUAUCCGGGCCAGUUCCUGCUCCCCAAACCCAGGCCACCACAGUGCCUCCUGGACCUCCUCGCCUCUGCACCCUGCCCCCCGUGCUGCGCCCUCUUCUGAGCCCUCCCAGCCACCAUGUGCUGUGUGCAUCGGGCACCGCGAUGCCCCUCGAGCCUCCUCGCCACCUCGUUAUUUGCAGCAUGACCCCUUUCCCUUCUUCCCGGAACCCCAUGCCUCUGAGACUGAAUUGCCCCAUCAUGAUCCGCCCUAUAUGCCCCCAGCCGUGUGCAUUGGACACCGAGACGCCCCCCGGGCCUCCUCCCCGCCUCGCCACACCCAGUUUGACCCCUUCCCCUUCCUCCCAGGCACAUCAGAGGCUGAGAACCAGUCCCCCCAGCAUGACCCUCCUCAGUUCCCCCCACCUGUGUGUAUCGGGUACCGCGAUGCACCCCGGGCCUCCUCCCCACCGCGCCAAACCCCGGAGCCCUCCCUUUUGUUCCAGGAUCUCCCCAGGGCCAGCACCGAGAGCCUCGUCCCCUCCACAGACUCUCUGCACGAGCCCCCCCACAUCCCGCCCCCUGUGUGCAUCGGGCACCGCGAUGCGCCCUCCUUCUCGUCUCCCCCGCGCCAGGCCCCCGAGCCCUCCCUCUUCUUCCAGGAUCCCCCUGGGGCCAGUAUGGAGAGCCUGGCCCCCUCCACCGACUCUCUGCAUGGCUCCCCGGUGCUGCCCCCUCAGGUGUGCAUCGGCCACCGGGAUGCCCCUCGAGCCUCUUCCCCACCCCGCCACCCACCCAGUGACCUAAGGCUCCUGGCGCCCUCCCCUCCGCCAGGCAGCUCGGGGGGCUCCCGGGGCUCAGCACCCCCGGGAGAGACCAGGCACAACCUGGAGAGGGAGGAGUACACCGUGCUGGCCGACCUGCCCCCGCCCAGGAGGCUGGUGCAGAGGGAGCCAGGGCCCCAGGGCAGCAACGGGGGCCGCACCCGCAGCCCUGGCCGCGCAGAGGUGGACCGCCUCUUCGGGCAAGAGCGCAGGAGGUCCGAGGCACCAGGGGCCUUCCAGGCCCGGGACGAGGGGCGGUCGCAGCGGCCCAGCCAAGAUCAGAGCCAACUUCUCCGAAGACAAUCCAGCCCUGCCCUCAGCAGGGAGGUAAUCAAGCCCCUGGCGCAGCAGGCAGAACCGGCCCGCCGGAGCCGAGCAGAGGCCCCCCGUCCCAGGAGCCCCGAGAGGCGGCCGGAGGGGGACCGGCAGCUCCGGGGAUCCUCGCCGCCCCCAAGGACGUCAGCCAGGACCCCUGAGAGGGAGCAGCGGACAGAGAGACAUCUGCAGAGCAGCCGGGCAGCCCCAAGACAGCCUCCCGGAGGGUGCCAGAGUCAGGAGGCACCACCAGGACCCUGGGGCCUGCACCGACACCUGGAGGAGGGCCUGGGCCCGGGGCGCUGGCUAGGAUUUGGGGUGCCCAGCCGGGGGGCUGCCGGAGCCCCAGAGGGAGCAUGGCAGGGCCCUCCCAGGGAGUCUGAGGAGAGCUGGAGGCUGCUGGGCAGCCCCGCCUUUCACUGGGGGCGGUCAGAGGCCUGGGAGGAGCCCCCCAGUAAUGGGCUACAGGAGCCCCCUGACAGGCCGGCUCAGAGGGGCUGGGGCAGCCUGCAGGAGCUGUCCGGUCCUCAGCAACCUGUGAGCUCCCCGGAGAACUCCGGGACAGGGGUGGCAGAAUUCGCAAAAUCCCAGAGGUCUGAGACACCCCCUGCUGCCAGCUGGGGGGUGGAGGGAACCUGCCCACACCUGCAUGGCCCCGAGCAGCCGCCCGAGCUUGACUGGAGGGACCUGGUGAGUCUUCUCGGGGCACCCAGAGAGAGGGCCUGGACCCACUUGGAGGAGCCAGCGCUCCCCUGCCAUCUUCCCAGGCUGGACUGGGAGGGCCUCCUGGAGCUCCUGCGGGCCCAGCUGCCCCACAAGGACUCGCCUGGACCCUGGGCUGGCCCAGGCACCACUUCUCCAGGCACGAAGGUUACCCUGGAGCUGGAGCCAGAGCCACACCGCCAGCCUGAAGGAGAGGCAGGGGCUACCCUCAUCAAUGGAUACAGCCCCGGGCAGUGGGCCCAGGGCUCCAGCCAGGCACCCGGCCUCCCCAGCACCUCCACCCAGUGGCCAAAGACCAAAGUGACAAGCGGACCAGAGACCUCACCGACGGCUGGUCUGGAGGAGAGGGACCAGCUGGGGAGCAGGAGCCCGGCAGAGGGCCCCAGCCCACCCCAGUGGGAGUUCCAAUCAAAGGCGCCUGAGGAGUCAGAACGAAGCAGAAGCCAAGACUCCCCGACUGACCAGAAGCAGGCAGACUCGGCAGACAAGAGGCCAGCAGAGGGCAAGGCCGGGAGCCCGCUCAAGGGCCGACUGGUGACCUCAUGGCGGAUGCCCGGGGACCGUCCCACGCUGUUCAAUCCGUUCCUGCUGUCUCUGGGGGUCCUCAGGUGGCAAAGGCCCGAUCUGCUCAACUUCAAGAAGGGAUGGAUGUCGAUCUUGGACGAGCCUGGAGAGUGGAAGAAGCACUGGUUUGUGCUGACUGAUUCAAGCCUCAAGUACUACAGGGAUUCCACUGCUGAGGAGGCGGAUGAGCUGGAUGGCGAGAUCGACCUGCGCUCUUGCACCGAUGUCACUGAGUUCGCCGUGCAGCGCAACUAUGGCUUCCAGAUCCACACCAAAGACGCUGUCUAUACCCUGUCGGCCAUGACCUCGGGCAUCCGGAGGAACUGGAUCGAGGCUCUGAGGAAGACUGUGCGUCCAACCUCAGCCCCAGAUGUCACCAAGCUCUCGGACUGCAAUAAGGAGAACACGCUGCAAGGCCACGGCACCCUGAAGGGCUCCCUGAAGGCGGGGGAGCAGCGGGUGGGCUCCGAGGUCAUUGGCCGGGGCGGCCCCCGGAAGGCGGAUGGGCAGCGGCAGUCGCUGGACUACGUGGAGCUCUCCCCGCUGACUCAGGGCUCCCCGCAGCGGGCCCGCACCCCGGCCCGCGCUCUCGACCGCCCGGCCAAGCAGGAGGAGCUGGAGCGGGACCUGGCCCAGCGCUCCGAGGAGCGACGCAAGUGGUUCGAGGCCACGGAUGGCAGGGCCACGGAGACACCGGCCGGCGAGGGUCCGCGCCGGGGCCUGGGCGCCCCCCUGACCGAGGACCAGCAGAGCCGGCUGAGUGAGGAGAUCGAGAAGAAGUGGCAGGAACUGGAGAAGCUGCCCCUGCGGGAGAAUAAGCGGGUGCCUCUCACUGCCCUGCUCAACCAAGGCCGUGGGGAGCGCCGAGGGCCCCCCGGCGACAGCCACGAGGCACUGGAGAAGGAGGUCCAGUCCCUUCGAGCCCAGCUGGAGGCGUGGCGUCUCCAAGGGGAGGCUCCCCAAGGUGCACCCAAGUCCCAGGAGGACGGCCGCGUCCCCCCAGGCUACAUCUCACAGGAGGCGUGCGAGCGCAGCCUGGCCGAGAUGGAGUCCUCGCACCAGCAGGUGAUGGAGGAGCUGCAGCGGCACCACGAGCGGGAGCUGCAGCGGCUACAGCAGGAGAAGGAGUGGCUCCUGGCCGAGGAGACAGCAGCCACAGCCUCAGCCAUCGAAGCCAUGAAGAAGGCCUACCAGGAGGAGCUGAGCCGGGAGCUGAGCAAGACUCGGAGUCUCCAGCUGGGCCCAGACGGCCUCCGGAAGCAGCACCAGUCGGACGUGGAGGCGCUGAAGCGGGAGCUGCAGGUGCUCUCAGAGCAGUACUCGCAGAAGUGCCUGGAGAUCGGGGCCCUAACGCGGCAGGCGGAGGAGCGCGAGCACACGCUGCGGCGCUGCCAGCAGGAGGGCCAGGAGCUGCUGCGCCACAACCAGGAGCUGCACACCCGCCUGUCCGAGGAGAUUGACCGGCUGCGCGGCUUCAUCGCCUCACAGGGCCCGGGCAGCGGCUGCGGGCGCGGCAGCGAGCGGAGCUCCUGUGAGCUGGAGGUUCUGCUGCGAGUGAAGGAGAACGAGCUGCAGUACCUGAAGAAGGAGGUGCAGUGCCUCCGGGAUGAGCUCCAGAUGAUGCAGAAGGACAAGCGCUUCACCUCGGGGAAGUACCAAGACGUGUAUGUGGAGCUGAACCACAUCAAGACGCGGUCGGAGCGGGAGAUCGAGCAGCUGAAGGAGCACCUGCGCCUCGCCAUGGCGGCCCUGCAGGAGAAGGAGGCCGUGCGCAACAGCCUGGCCGAGUAGAGGUCCUCACGGUCCAGCCCUGCUGCAGACCCCCAGCCCAAGGGGACCAGUUACCCUCCUUCCCUGCUGGAUGGACGUCGGAAGCCAAGCUUUCUCCCCACCCCCUGUGGGCUGCACAUGCACUCACACACCUACCACACACACACACACACACACACACACACACAUGCACACACACACACACACACACACACUCCCUCUGCGUAUCUGAGCGCGCCCCUAGCACUGGGUCUUACCUUGCACCUUCUUCAGGAUUUUAUAUGUGAAGAGAUUUUUAUAUAGAUUUUUUUCCUUCCCUUCCCCCCCCCCGAAACACUUUAUACUUUUUAAAAAGCAAUCCCGGGUGGCUUAUGCCUCCAACACUGGCUCCCCCUCUGUCUCCAGCUGCCUGCUUGGGCUUCUGGGCCCAUGGCUCCAUCCUGGGGUCUGGCAGCCACCAUGGCAGGGCGGACUCUGGUGGGAGAGGCAGGGAGCCCACCACCCUCUUCCCACCCUACCUCCCACUAACUACUUCCUGCCCUGGGGGGACCCACUCCCUGGGACUCUGGACCGAGGGACAGAUGGGCAGAGGGAGCCAGCAGCUGUCCCCACAGCCCCACCUCCUCUGAGGGGUGCCGGGCACAGAUCUGCUGGAGCCGCCCCAAGCAGGCAUUUCUCUCCUGCUCCAUGAGCCUUCUUAACUUAAUAAAAUGUUCCAGCAGCCA